This is a messenger RNA of Trichoderma virens Gv29-8, 2238 nucleotides long. RefSeq lists its product as uncharacterized. Gene Ontology annotation, cellular component: Swr1 complex. NCBI's taxonomy places the organism in Eukaryota, Fungi, Ascomycota, Sordariomycetes, Hypocreales, Hypocreaceae. The record is from RefSeq and is a predicted model, not a curated record. Gene Ontology annotation, biological process: chromatin remodeling. The transcript has 3 exons. Gene Ontology annotation, molecular function: ATP-dependent H2AZ histone chaperone activity. The annotation marks the transcript as partial.
AUGGAGAAGAAACGGAAGCUCCCCGCGAGGACUUCGGCCCGCGUUGAAAAUGCCAACAAACGCCGGAACAUGACACCGCGAGCGGAGCGUUCUGUGACUCCUCUUCUUCCUCCUCCCCCCGAGCCUAUCAAGGAACCCUCGCCAUCGCCGCCGCCGCCGCCGCCGCUGCCCACGUCGAUCCAGGCCGGGAAGCCGCUGCCAACGGUUGAGAAAGCGCAGCCGGACGACUUAUCGGCUAAAGAAUAUCAAUCCAUCUCCGAAAGGCAUGUAUACUGUGGUUUCGGCGUCCUUGCGGAAUCUCUCUCGCGGUCUCGAUAUCGAUGGAUCAACGACGGGCUCUUCGAAAAGUUCUGGGCGAAACCUCAUAAGCGCAAGGGCGUCCUCAACGAAGAUCCGAAGAAUCCUCCCAAAGACAGUAUGACCAAGGUUGGCCCGGUUACAAUUACCAUCGAGCCUCACAUUGUCGAGGCCACCAUGUUCAUCGUCAAAGAAUCCAAGCAACUGUCUCAAACGUCAACUCCGGCGCAAUCGCUACCUCAAUCGCAAUCACAGCCGCUCACCCGGCCGGUACUUCAGUAUGGCCCUCCAAAUGGUUCCAUGCCUCCUCCGCCUGCGCCUGGAUCGGCGACCUCGAUCUCGAUUCCAACCGCAGCUACCACACCAAAGCCCAUUGCUGCCCCGAGCCCUUCUCAGAGGCCACCGUCAUCCUCGCCGAGCACUCCAGGACCACAGCCCUCACCAUCGCCGCUUACGACCAUCAACGUAGCCACGUCACCAUCGCCUAGCCCGGCACUCUCUACACAGCCUGCUGGUCAACCCCCUGUGCCUCCACAAUCACUUCCAGCUGCUACUCCCCCACAUCCGAUUCGACCGCCUGCGAAUCCCCUUCCAGGGCAGCAGCAAGCUCCUACAGGCACACCAUUGGCAAGGCCCCCACCGCCGCCAAUCCCGACCCCAACCACGACCCCGACAGCUCACACUCGGCCUGCAAAUGCUGGGCCAGCUCAGUCUCCAGCUGCGGUGAAACCUGCAACGCCGGUUGCAGGGCGCCCUCCAGCAGCCAAACCUGUUCCCAACGAUCCGGUUAUUGCCCUGCUCGCCCAAAAGGCUUCAGGAGACCCUGACCUACGUGACCUUAUGAAGAGGGUCGCCGUGGGCCAGGCCAAACACGGAGAGCUAGAUCGCUUCCAGAAGAUAAUUGAUCAGCUGAAUGCGGAGUAUCGGCGGAGUGGUGGGCAGCAGGGCCCUUCGGCUGAUAGGUUGCUCGUCGAUGGAAGGACCGUCAAGUAUUUUGCUGAUGAAGUGCGAACCAUUCUCGACAUUGUCUUGGCAUCCAACCCUCGCCAGACAUCCAGCGAACUAAGACCGCCGCCUAGGAGUGACCCCCUAGUCGUACUGCUUGUGAAGGCUGCCUUGGAGGAUCAGAAAACAAGCGAUAUGAUUCGACGCAUUGCCGAAGGCCGUGCAGGCUUUACAGAUUCAACAGACCUCAAGGAGAUUCUAGAUCGUCUCCACAGAGAUGCAAAGCCUCCUGCGCAGACGCUCCCUGCGCCUCUCCCAGCAAAGCAGCCGUCCAUGGAUGCCAAUGGCCAUAUGCGAGCUUCGAAUCCUCCAACCCCCCAGCAGGCAAAUCCUCAGGCACUACGGUCUAAGGGGCCCCCACCAGUGCCGAAGCCUGACAUUUCCGCAGUAGUAUUUGAUUUUGGAAACGGCGAUCGCUAUCUGUUUCCCAAAUUCAGUAUUCUGGAGUAUUUGCCCACCCCAUCGGGCCAAGAGGUGGUUGCAUCAUUCCUCAUUGUCCGUAAAGGAAGCACAUCCGAGUAUGGCGGAGACCCCAAGCUUGACUACUACCAGCCUGUCACGAUCCGUAUCUCUACACACGUUGGACGCUACCUAGAAAACCUGAUGCGCGUAGUGGCCCCUCAAGAUGAGGUACGGCGGUAUAUGGACGAUGUCAUGGACAACAUGACGCGCGCCGAGUAUGUGCUAUUGGCAAUGCACUUGCCAAGAGUACCCAGGGAUGAAAAGACAAAUGGGGUGCCUGAUGAACCCAAGACCAAUGGGUCAACGCCCAAGGUCGAGGCGGAGUCUGACCAUACUGUAGAGGUGAAGCCGUCCGUUCUUUGGACCAAGACGGCCAACCCCUCCAAACAGUUUGAUCUUUUCAAGCCCCAUGAUGCCGAAGAAGAGAAUGAAGCCAAAUAUAAGCGCCUCAUUCAAUCAGUAACGGCCAAGGAC